UCCCGUCUUCCUCAUGAAGUAUGUCUAGUACUAAUUAUAUUUGUUGAAAGGUAACAGAUUUUUCAUUUUGUUAUUUAUUGUAAAAUGGAUAUGUAUUGUAUGUGGGAGAGUAAGGACUAUUAAAUACGUGACAAUUGAACAAAGAAGCUGCAUGCUUCUUUCUCAUAGCAGGUUUUUUAUUCCUGAUUCCGCUGUUCAGGGUUGAAUCCUUCCUCCAUGCAAGAAUCCUAUGUUCAUGCGUUCGAGUCCCACUUCGCCUUGAUUAUGUUUCUUAAAAAGGUUGGUUUUUAUCUACCUCAUGGGUUUCAGCAAUGUGUUACACGUUCAAACCUGCAUCUCACCGAGCUUUCCAUCCACAUCAAGCUGACACGCCCAGACCAAGCUCAACGUGAAUGUCCUUGGUGACUUGUUAAUUUCGGUGGCACACAUAUCACCAAGUAGAUACCACGCAUUCAUCUGGAUGUGUCACAGAUUCAGUACAAACCCAUACACUUACCCAACUCAACAUUACAACUCUUCAAAUUCCUGUUGGGUGUAGCCUUUAUACAGCAUGUGGUGUAAAUACGAUAUGCGGAAGGAACGCAGGACUGAAAUAGGAAAAUAUAACAGGAAAUAUAUCAUUAAACAGCUGGUUUUAUACGAUACUGUCUUUUCCUCGACCUAGCUGUGCGGUCAUUAGAAAGCUAUCAAGAUAAUGAAUCACACACAAUCCUCGUUACGGCUUGAGUGUUUUCCUCAAAGAGGUCACAUGCUAUAACUAUCACAAAGGAUCGUUUACAUGUGUCUGAGGGUUCACAAUUUGGCCUCUAUAUCUAAUGGGUUAUCUUCAGCCAUGGCAGUGCAAGGCUGAAAGCUAAUCAAGUUAUGUUAUUCAGGAAUGUCAACGUGAUGUAAUAUCAUGUGACGAAAUUGAUGUUGAUGUCACAGGUAGUGUAGCGAGUACUUCACAACACACAACAUGGAAACAGAACCGCUCCUGCAAAAGGUGGAGGACACUCCUGAAUCUGGAGUAAAGAAAUCUCAGAUCAAGAAUCUCUUGUUUGGCAAUAUGAUAAUAUUUAUAGUUGUAAUGGGGGCGAUGUUGUUCUCGCCAGUGAUGAGCCAAUAUCUCUACAAACGGGUGACGGAGGACGUGUUCAGUAGCCACACGGUGGUGGGGAAAGGCCCGAUGAAUCACACAUGUUACCUGAACACAUCCAACCCAGAUUACAUCCUUCAGGAGAAGGCACAGCAGAUCGCCGCAGCCAAACAAAUGCAGUUUACAAUUCUGAAAAGCAGUCUAGCCGUCAUCACCAACAUCAUUCUUGGUUCCUAUUCGGACUCUAUUGGUCGCAAGUUCCUCUUUGCUGCACCUCUGACUGGCCAGUGUCUAAGAUUUGGAAUAACAGCAGUCAUUAUCUACUGGAAGUUGGAUAUCAACUGGUUUUUUAUGUCAGCAGGGAUAGACGGCCUAACAGGGGGCAACUAUGCUUUGCUACUUGCAUCGUACGCCUAUGCUGCUGACAAUACGCCGGCGACAGGUGCUCGAACCAUGGGCAUAGCCUUCGUGGAGUUCUUUGAGAACAUAGGAUCUGCUGCCUCAUCAACAGCAGCUGGCUACUUCAUCCAAGACGUGAACUUCUUCUACCCGGCACUAACUGCCACACUCAUCGUUCUCGUGGACGUUAUCCUGGUGGUGACACUGCUGCCCAAGACAAAGGGGAUUAAAAGACCGAAGAGCAACUGGAUUACACCUCUAGAGGGAUGUCGACGAGUGUUUGGAUUUUAUGUUUCUGAGGGCAGUAAACGGAAACGAAUAUGCUUUGUUUUAGCUAUCUUGAUAUUCGUUUUCACUGCCUUGCCAGUCGUAGGGGCGUCUAAUAUUGACACACUAUUCAAACUGAACCUUCCGUUUUGCUGGACCCCUGAGAAAAUAGGUUAUUAUAGUUCAAUAAGCUCUGUGGCACAACAGGUGAUCGGUGUCCCGUUGACGCGACUGUUACAGUGUUGCUGUAUCGAUGAGGUGAUAGGAGUGAUUGGUUUACUGGCAAUAGGUGCGGCAGACAGCCUACAGUCUAUUGCAAGCACAGACUGGAUGAUGUACGGAGUUGCGGGCAUCAAGAUCCCUGCUGCCACGAUGUUCCCAAUUGCUCGCUCCAUCUUGUCCCGGUUGGCUCCAGCAAACAAACAAGGUUCCUUAUUCGCCAGUAUAGCAGUGGUAGAGACGAUAUGCUCGCUGGUGGGGACUCCGAUCUACAGCAACAUCUACCAGGACACGGUGGUGGUGUGGAAAGGGUUGGUCUUCAUCUUCUUGGGAGGCACGCAUGUAGUCGGUGCCAUUGUUCUCGCAAUCUAUAUAUUCGUGUCAAAACCGAUCAGACAGACGCGCGAUGUUCAGCAGGUUCAACCAGGUGUUCCAAACGUUCAGCGCGGGGCUACAGUGUACCAGACAGAAGUAACCGAGGAUCCAACAAUGCACGUGCAUGGGCGGUCGGUGGCAGGCCAGGAGGUGACAGAGGUCACCCAGGCCAGCAUACACGUGCAUGUUCAGUCAGCGUAUGGCGAAGAGGAUGGACACUAUAUUAAAACAGAGGGGUAGUUGAUUUUCAUGACGCUGGUAAUGGAUAUAUAUACAUCCCAAAGUGUGUUCAUGGUAUGUUUGUCAAGCAUUCUGUGUAUGAGCUAUCUAUUAAUGCUCACAUUUUAACGUUUUGAUGAAUUAACUUUUCAAGAAACUCAGUUCCUCAACACUCAUUGAUUGUGGUCAGAUGAAAUUAACAUGGUGUACAUUUGCAAUUUGGGGUUACUGUUGAGCAUAAUUUGUACAAAUUCAUUCCAAUACAGACAACCUUCUAGUUUUAUGGAGACCAACUUCACAAUGUCUUAGUCAAAAUCUCUUUGGUAAGACCUGAAUGCAGAAAUAUUUACCUCAUUCUUUAGCAAUCCUGACUUUAUAAGACAAUCUGCUAUUUGAUUACCCUGCAAACCGAUAUGAACCGGAAUCCAAACAAUAGCACAUGAGAUUUAUUAUGUAUUCAAAAAAAGUGCCAAGUUUCAAAAUUAUGUAUACAAUAUAAUUUCAGGAUUUUAACUCCACAAUCAAAAGCCUUAAUGGCAGUCAAUGAUCACUAAAUAUGAUUGAUUCGUGGUUAUAUUUAUCCACCCUAUGUCAAUGCUUGUAGAUUUGCUAUAAAUUAUGUUCCGAUCUAGGUUGAUGAGGUGACCUUCGGGAGCAGAGAUGAAGACUUUCAAUAUUUUUAAAAAGCUGACAAAAGCUCCAUGACAUUCUGGGGUAUUACUAUGGUGCAUGGCUAGUCGUGGCGUCAGCCAAGUAUCGCCUGUCUCCUGUCCAAAAAUUUCACUUCAAACUCAAGUUCCUCUUAUCUGGGUAAUGCAGCACAUGCAUCGCUCAGCAAACUGUUGUGGUUGUGUUUAGGCGAUUGUUUCUCAACCAUUUUGUAACACUAUUCAGGGUCCAACAUUCAGUUAGGUUAUGCUACUUAUAUCCUUAAACCACAGCCUUUGUAAUAGAAAAGUACAUUCCUCCAGUUGAUGUGAGUACAAACAUGUCAAUUUGAAAGGGUUUUGCUACACAUGGUGUUGUAAAACAUUGGUCUUUUAUUUAUUAUUUUAUAAAUGCUUUAUCAUA
Molecule: messenger RNA, 3628 nt
Organism: Haliotis rufescens (red abalone)
Lineage: Eukaryota; Metazoa; Mollusca; Gastropoda; Lepetellida; Haliotidae
Product: solute carrier family 46 member 3-like
Exons: 4
Coding region: 959-2578 (539 amino acids)
Biological process (GO): transmembrane transport
Cellular component (GO): membrane
Molecular function (GO): transmembrane transporter activity
Source: RefSeq, a predicted model, not a curated record